GCAAGCCUGCUUGUCGAUCGCGUCGCGUCCUCCCCGCCAUGCCGUGAAGCUUCCAAAAUGCGCGUCUCACCAAUGACCGCGCACCCGGCCUCAUGUCAUCUACUAUCUAUCUACUAGAGGAGGGCGUCGUCCAGUUCCAGUAUAUAACCAAAGGGCCACGGCCGCAAACGUCGCAGCAGCAAUCCAUAUCCAAGCAAGAAGAAGAGCAGCAUAAGACCACUUGAUCUGAGACACAUCAUCGAUCAGACAUCUAUCUCUGCUAGCGAGCUCGAUCAAGCUCACCGCCGGCCGGCGAUCAUACCAAUUCAUAUAUUAUCGAUUAGGUACCUCGAAGGCGAAGCAGACCGAUCGAGGAUGGUUGUCGCGUCGUCGUCUUCUGCCCCCACCACCAGCAGCAGAAGCAGCAGCAGCAGCAGCGAGCUGGGUGCCCUGUUCGCCGCGUUCGACAAGGACGGCGACGGCCGGAUCUCGGCGGCGGAGCUGCGGCUGUGCAUGAAGGCGACGCUUGGCGAGGACGUGUCGGCGGAGGACGCGGAGGCGCUGGUUGCCUCGGUGGACGCGGACGGCGACGGGCUGCUUGACGCGGCCGAGUUCGCGCGGCUGGUGCACGCCGAGGUCGGGGAGGAGGAGCGCCACCGGGGGCUCCGCCAGGCGUUCGGCAUGUACGAGAUGGAGGGCCAGGGCUGCAUCACCCCCACCAGCCUCAAGCGGAUGCUCAGCAGGCUCGGCGCGCACCAGGAGAUCGACGACUGCCGCGCCAUGAUCUGCAGGUUCGACCUCGACGGCGACGGCGUCCUCAGCUUCGACGAGUUCAAGAUCAUGAUGAACGCCGCAUGAAACACAGAUACAUGUAUAGAUUGUGCUUGCAUGCGCCGCUUCAUUGCUCUAGGAUUUGUUCAUAUACAUAUCCCAUCCAUUCAUUCAAUUUCAUUUGGUAUAUAUAUGGUUAAUAAAUCUGGCACUGUGUCUGUGCAUAUUCGUUUAUUCAGCAGAAAUUGAAUUAUUGUUCGUUAUUACUUGACUGAAUAAUCACAAAGGAAAUUAAAUGUCCA
Panicum virgatum (switchgrass) is the source of this 1052-nucleotide messenger RNA. Its product is annotated as probable calcium-binding protein CML31. Lineage: Eukaryota; Viridiplantae; Streptophyta; Magnoliopsida; Poales; Poaceae. The transcript has a single exon. The record is from RefSeq and is a predicted model, not a curated record. Bases 355 to 837 code for a protein of 160 amino acids. Gene Ontology annotation, molecular function: calcium ion binding.